This is a messenger RNA of Adineta ricciae, 603 nucleotides long. Lineage: Eukaryota; Metazoa; Rotifera; Eurotatoria; Adinetida; Adinetidae. The record is from the annotation of a GenBank genome assembly.
AUGGCAUCAUCAAGUCAUCGUACAUCACAAACUGAAAUGUCUCACAUGACACUGAACGUACACUAUGAGGACGAUGAUAACGAUGAUGCGAAAUCAUUUACGCCUUCGAUCAUAAGUCGAUCGUCAAUAACGACAUCACGAUCUGGUUCGAUAAGUACCGAAGUAGGUCAAGAGCAAAUCGAUCACAUACGAGAUGCUUUUGCAGUGUUCGACAAAGAUAUGACAGGUUCAAUUACAACUGAUCAAUUCAACAAAGUUCUUGAUAGCUUUGGGUACAAUAUCCCUGAAUCUGAGCUUGCCACGUUUGUGAAUCAAUUAGAUAUCGAUAAAUCAGGAACGAUCGAAUUCGAAGAAUAUCUCAGUUUCAUGAUGACGUUUAUUAAAAAGAACGUCACAACAGAAGAAAACCUUCGAGACGCAUUUAAUCUGUUUGAUCAAGAUAGAGACGGCUUUAUCAAUGUUGAUGACUUGCGAGAAAUUAUGACUAAUCUAGGUGAGAAGAUUACCGAUGAAGAUCUUGAUGAAAUGAUACGUGAAGCGGACAUCGAUAAGGAUUUCAAAGUUAAUUUUCGUGAAUUUCAACGAAUUAUGAGUUUUAAGUAA